AUGAGACUGGUUCUUUCUAACCCAGGACUGGAUCACAGGAUCCCUUCCUAUGAGGAUCUGGAGAGGAUGGAGGAGGAGGAGGCUGGGGACAGGCCCAAGUGGGACAACAAAGCCCAGUACAUCCUAACCUGUGUGGGCUUCUGCAUUGGGAUUGGCAAUGUGUGGCGAUUCCCUUACUUGUGUCAAAGUCAUGGAGGAGGUGCCUUUUUGAUUCCCUACCUGAUCCUGCUGGUGCUGGAAGGAAUGCCUCUCCUGCUGCUGGAGUUUGCCAUUGGCCAGCGUCUCAGGAAAGGCAGCGUGGGAGUGUGGAGGGCCAUCCACCCUUAUCUGACUGGUGUUGGCAUUGCCUCCAUGCUGGUGUCCUUAUUGAUUGGACUGUACUACAACACCUUAAUAGCCUGGAUCAUGUGGUAUCUCUUCAAUUCCUUUCAAGACCCACUACCUUGGACCCAGUGUCCACUCAAUGACAAUGGGACAGGGUUUGUACCAGAGUGUCAAAGGAGCUCCACCGUGGAUUACUACUUUUACCGAGUGACUCUGAAUAGUUCGGCCUCUAUAGCUGAGUCUGGGGGAAUCCACUGGCCCAUAGUAGCCUGCCUGUUGGCUGCCUGGACAGUCAUCUGUAUCUGCUACAUACGGGGGAUCGGCACUUCAGGCAAGGCCGUAUACGUCACAGCCAUUCUGCCUUACAUAGUGCUGGCCAUCUUCCUGAUCCAAGGACUGACUCUUAAAGGCGCCCUGAGUGGAAUAAAGUUCCUUUUCACACCAAACAUUGAUGAGCUCAAAAAACCAACAACUUGGCUGGAUGCAGGUGCCCAGGUCUUUUAUGCCUUUAGCUUAGCAUGGGGUGGACUCAUCUCCUUCUCAAGCUACAACCCUGUUCACAACAACUGCAUGCAAGACGCCAUGAUCCUGUCAGCCGUAACUGGCUUCACCUCAGUCUAUGCUGCCACAGUCACCUACUCCAUCAUUGGCUUCAGGGCCACAGAGAAAUAUGACAACUGUAACAGCGUAAACAUCAUGAAAUUAUUAAAUGCAUUUGACCUUCCUGAAGACAGCAUCACUACAAGCAACUAUGAGGCAGCAUUUAAUCACCUCAACAGCUCUUUUCCCGAUAUUGUUCUUGGUUUGGACAUUGAAACCUGUGACAUGCAGAAACUUCUCAGUGAGGGAGUGGAGGGAACGGGUCUGGCUUUCAUUGUGUUUACAGAAGCCAUCGCCCAGAUGCCUGGUUCUCCAGCCUGGUCUGUCCUCUUCUUCAUCAUGCUUCUCUGCUUGGGACUCUCAACCCUGUUUGGCAACAUUGAGGGAGUAGUGGUCCCACUGAAAGACCUGAAUCUGAUACCUAAAAACUGGCCCCAAGAAGCAGUAACUGUAUUCAGGGAUUUAUUGGCUAACUCUCUUUGACAACUUUGCUGGAUCU
Molecule: messenger RNA, 1423 nt
Organism: Micropterus dolomieu (smallmouth bass)
Lineage: Eukaryota; Metazoa; Chordata; Actinopteri; Centrarchiformes; Centrarchidae
Product: sodium-dependent neutral amino acid transporter B(0)AT1-like
Exons: 10
Coding region: 1-1407 (468 amino acids)
Biological process (GO): sodium ion transmembrane transport
Cellular component (GO): membrane
Source: RefSeq, a predicted model, not a curated record